Brettanomyces nanus is the source of this 2439-nucleotide messenger RNA. RefSeq lists its product as uncharacterized. The coding region runs from base 1 to 2439 and encodes 812 amino acids. Gene Ontology annotation, cellular component: cis-Golgi network; COG complex; membrane. Lineage: Eukaryota; Fungi; Ascomycota; Pichiomycetes; Pichiales; Pichiaceae. Gene Ontology annotation, biological process: Golgi organization; autophagy; intra-Golgi vesicle-mediated transport. The transcript has 2 exons. The record is from RefSeq and is a predicted model, not a curated record.
AUGAGGCGACUGAGAAGACGUGGCUCCACUGUUCAGGGUAUCGCCAUGAGCAUUCCUCUUCUUGAUGCUCCACUUCAGUUGGAAAGAGGUGUUGAAGAUGCUAAAAGUGGUGCCUCGAUAAAACAUCGACGAACUAAGUCUGAUGGAUGCUUGGAAGUCAAAUCAGCUGACAAAGUGUCAUUGCCAUCGCAUCUACUUUAUCCUUUUACGGAGCUGGAGAAGGUGACUUUGUGGAAUAAAGAAAUCAAUAAAUUUGAGAGUGACCUUACUAUUGACCUUGACGAUCAAUUGCUCCUGGAAGAUCUAUCAAUGGCUACUGCAAUUGAAUUUCAAGAGUAUUUGAAGUUCACCUUACACGAGAACCUUCGUUUCGAAACAGAGGCAGAAGCGAUUAUCGAGAAGUUGGAUGAAUUAUUGACCAUUAACGACCAGGUCACACAGCGAACAGAGGAGUUUCAAUCCAAGUCCAACAUUUUGGUUACAAAGGUAGACAAGUUGACUUCAUUACAGCAUAACCUAUCAGAUAAACUCUCGUUUUUUGAAGCUCUUGAUCCAAUUAUACAAACAUUAAAUACCACCAGUUCAGGCUCUAUUGUGCUUAAAGCCAGCUUCCAAGAAGACAUCUUAGCGAAGUUGGAUAAAUGUAUCCAAUUUCUUGACGAUCCUACCAGCAAAGAUUUCAAGGAAUUGAGCAUCUACAAGUUUAGGUUCAAACAGUGUAUGGUGAGAGCAUUGACUUUAAUGCGGAAUUACAUCAUUUCAAAUCUAAGAGAGGAGGAACAGAGGGCUCAGACUAAGAUAAAUGUGCAGAAAAAUGAUGAUAAUGAAACAUCUUCAAGGGUGCUUAUUGAUGCUACAUUGUAUAGUCAAUUCGCUAAAGACCUUUCAAAGACUUCCAUCCUUUUUAAGCGGCUAUACCAGCGUAGUUCGAGCAAACUGGAGGAAUCUGAGGAGUAUUUUGGACUUCUCAACGAUUGCUAUAACCAGUACUUCAAGUCGCGUGGAGCUUUACUGCAUAGCGUGAUAGGUUCAACUAGCAAGGAUGAUAAAGAUGCAAAGUCCUCCACAAGCCAGAAAAUACAGGCAUCUCUUUCCAAGUUUAGCAAACUCCUAAACAGAGAGUCUGCCGUUUUUAAGCGGAUAUUCUUUAUUCCUGAGAGUGAAAUCAUCGAGAACCGGGAUAACGAGGUAAAUAUUGGUGCCAUGAAUACAUUUUUUGAGUCUCUGGUGGAUCCGCUAUAUGAGUCGCUUAGAGAUCAGAUUAUUCGUGAAACGAGUAUUGACGAGCUUUGCGAGACUCUAGGCAUAAUAGAGGGAUAUUUUGAUUAUGAUUAUGAGGACGGAAAUACAGCAAGUGGCAUAUCAACUCUAGAUUCUCAAACUAGUGGUAUGGAUUUCAUCAAAGGAGGAAUUGACUAUCAGCGGUUAUUCCGGCCCUUACUAGAAGACACGGAAUCCAGAUUAGUUUUCAGGGUGAGAAGAUACAUUGAUACAAAUGUACUGAACUAUCAGAGGACGGGUAAAGAGUUAUCGAUUGAAAGUCGUAGGACUAGGCCAUCUGACGGUGAUACCGUUGAGCCUGAUUUGGAUAUGACGCUUUCGAAUACUUCAAAUGUCACGCCACUUUCGCCUCGGACGUCUUUCAUCUACCCACCAGUACUGAAAACAGUCAAGCUAUUGAGCAGGAUUUAUCAACUUGUUGGUCAAAACAUAUUUGAUGAUAUGGCUAAUUCAAUUGUUCAUUUGGCUAUUACAUCUCUGAAAAGCAACUUUGACGACGACGUUUCUUUGGAAUCCAAACUUUACGAAAUCAAGAAUUUGAUGUUUUUAAAAGAUUACAUGUCUUCUUUUGAUGUGGAAGGUUCCAGUCGAGAGACCACUUUUGAUUUCAGUGGUCUUACCGACUUGUAUCAUACAAUAAUGGGAAGAAGGAAAGCAUCAAAACACAGGAAAGACAUUUUAUCACUCCCUAACACAAGAAACCCUUUAUUUGCUGCCGUUCCUCGGGUUGUUACAGACUUUUUCAACUGUAAAGCAGAGAUAGUGACAACUCUAAGAGAAACCGUGCAUAGCUUUAUUGAUAUAUCCAAAGAUGUAUUUAUAGAGCCUUUAAACAGUUAUCCCGGUACGCUGGAUCUUGCUCACGCUAUGGAUAAAUUUAUGGACACUCUCCACAACGAAUUACCUAGAUUAGGUCCCCAAAUUAGGGAUUACAUUGAUGACCAACAGACUCUCUAUUUUCUUGUUGACGGCUUGCAAAAUGAGGUCAUGGAGGAGUAUCAGAAGUUCUAUAAUAAAGCCAUAGAAUUUGAGAAAUCCCAGAUGGUAGAGAAGUUACUAGACGAAGAGUCUGUCCUCUCCGUUUGGGGAGCCAUUGUAGAAGAUAUGUUGGGAGACCUAGAUAAUCAGGAUGAUCAGAACACCUCUGCGAUAGACUGA